GAGUCAACGUUGCUGUACAUACCUCAUACUUUCUCGGUGUCACUUCUACGAAUGUUUACACAAAAAAGAGACACGCGUAGCUUGCGUUCGUGGAAUUUUUACGCUACGAAACAUAGAGGGGAUUCAGACCCAAUCUUAUCUGAUGAAACGAUUCACUCUGAAUGCUGCGAUAAGCCUGUUGGGGGCUAGAAAAUGAUAUGAAGUCAGUUACUCAUGUAUUCUUGAGUUUCUCAGCUUAGCGGCGGUAACAAUUAACUUCUCGUAGAAUUACAUUGUCAAAUUACUAGCUCACUCGUGUACUUGUUGUUUCAUCAUUGUAUCGUUAUGUUUAUUAAGUGACUGAGUUUUAUUGCUAUCAGAUGUGCCUGUUGAGAAGAUUCAAAUCCAGUCAUGACAGUUAACCUAUAAUCUGUACAAUAAAAUCUAAACAGAUACGUCCUUCGGGCAAUUUCGCCACUUGAACAUGGCUUGUGAAGCUUGUGCUACAAAAUUUACGCUAUUUAAGAGAAAAAAACAAUGUAUGGAAUGUUUACGAUUCUUCUGCACCAACUGUGUUGUCCGACGAGUAGACCGAUUAUUGAGUUGUGACAAUUGUCGUACUUUAUCACGAAGGCCACUCAUACGUAGUCAAGUAUUACAAAUGCGAUCCAGAGAUCUGGUUCAGUACCUAGAUGCAAAGAAGAUUUCUAUGCGGGGCUGUGUAGAAAAGGAAGAUCUGGUCAAUUUACUCUUACAACUUGCAAAUGGAACUGACGGGCGAUCUACAAAUGUUCCAGAAUCAUCACUAUUUGCCUCUAGACGGCAAUUCUCACCUGAUUCUCCACCACGUAGAUCACGUAGUCCUCAGCAUGUUCCUGAAAGACCAGAAACGAAUGGAAGAGUGGAGACAGAGCCUGAAGAGAGUCCACUGGAAGCUACAAGAAGUACACAUGACAUUCAGAUAGAGGAACUGUCCGAUGAGUUUAUUACUUCUAACGAUGGACCGGAGCCACUCGUUACAGAACAGGAAGACAAUUCAGAAAGUUCUAACGAGCAACAUUCUGAAAUGUUUACAGAACUCCCGACGUGGUCGGGUUUAGUCAAACUGUCCGACAUCAAUGACGUAUUAGAACUCGAGUGCUUAACAAUUAAACAGUUGAAGGAAUUACUUAGUACAAAUCGAGUCGAUUUUAAAGGAUGUGUCGAGAAACGUGAAUUAUUGACUCGUGCAACUCGACUGUGGACGGACUACAAGUCCAAAGAAGAUUAUCAGGAACUGGACGAAGAAGCUCUCUGUAAGAUUUGUCUGGAUGCACCUAUUGAGUGCAUAAUGUUAGAGUGCGGUCACAUGGCAUGUUGUGUUACAUGUGGUAAGCAAAUGUCGGAGUGUCCAAUCUGCAGACAAUACGUCGUUCGAGUUGUGCGUUUCUUUAAAGCAUGAUAAAUCGAAUGAUUCAUGGAGAGUCACGAAGAAAUCUUAAUAAAAAGGCGUCCACUGACAAGCAGAGAGAAAGAAAAGUAUAUUUUUCUUAAGGCAGACAUCCAAGGCGAUGCUAGUUCGUUAAAUCAACAGCGAUUCGUUUUGAUAAAGUGCCUGCCCAGCAGUGUCUUAGACGUUAAGAUACGAAAAUCUUGAAACGUAUUGAUAUACGUGCAAAUUUCAUUCUGCAUAGUAUGCGUCAAGAUGCGUUCAAACGUGAUAUAUAUUAACGACCAUUGCGUUAUAUGAAUCCUACUGGAGAAUAAAAAUUCUCAGUGCUGUCAACGAAAUUAUAGAAUGAUAUUUGUGUUAAAAUUUAAUGUUUUAUAUAUAAUUCUAGAUAGAAAUUCAAUGUGAUCUUCGUCUUUCUUUUUUUAUGUUUAAAUUCCAUAAGCAGGGUAAUGUAGAAAGACUAUGAGUUAUACUGUAUUUUCAAACUACUGUCUCAUCUUAUGUAAUUUCUAGUUUUUAUUUCUGUAUCGAUGUUCCAGUUUAACAUUGAUUUUUAAGAUAAUAGAUGAUAGCCCUAAGACUUGAGAAAAGCAGAGGCUCUAAUAAUAA
Messenger RNA from Cephus cinctus (wheat stem sawfly), 2020 nucleotides. RefSeq names its product E3 ubiquitin-protein ligase RNF34. The record is from RefSeq and is a predicted model, not a curated record. The transcript has 7 exons. The coding region runs from base 464 to 1420 and encodes 318 amino acids. Gene Ontology annotation, biological process: protein K48-linked ubiquitination; negative regulation of extrinsic apoptotic signaling pathway via death domain receptors; proteasome-mediated ubiquitin-dependent protein catabolic process. Gene Ontology annotation, molecular function: ubiquitin protein ligase activity. Lineage: Eukaryota; Metazoa; Arthropoda; Insecta; Hymenoptera; Cephidae. Gene Ontology annotation, cellular component: plasma membrane; cytoplasm.